This is a messenger RNA of Protopolystoma xenopodis, 297 nucleotides long. NCBI's taxonomy places the organism in Eukaryota, Metazoa, Platyhelminthes, Monogenea, Polystomatidea, Polystomatidae. The record is from the annotation of a GenBank genome assembly.
AUGGGAUCGCCACACUCACCACUUUUGGCAAACGUCUGCAUGAACAAAAUAGAAGAGAACUUCAAGAUGGCACCGCUACAACCGGCAGUGUUCAUGCGGUACCUGGAUGAUUAUUUUGCACUUUGGUCACAGGGAAGAGAAAGACUCGAAAAGUUUCUGAAGUUUGUUAACCAGAUUGAUGAACAAAUUAAAUUCAUGAUGGAAGUAGAGGAAGCUGAGUGGUUACCGUUCCUGGACGUUGAAGUGAUUUGCUCUUAUGGGACGCCCAAUCAUCCGAAGCCUACGCUUAAGGGAUAA